Molecule: messenger RNA, 330 nt
Organism: Kluyveromyces lactis
Lineage: Eukaryota; Fungi; Ascomycota; Saccharomycetes; Saccharomycetales; Saccharomycetaceae
Gene: RPP2B
Product: ribosomal protein P2
Exons: 1
Coding region: 1-330 (109 amino acids)
Biological process (GO): translation; cytoplasmic translational elongation
Cellular component (GO): cytosolic large ribosomal subunit; ribosome
Molecular function (GO): structural constituent of ribosome
Source: RefSeq, a predicted model, not a curated record
AUGAAGUACUUGGCAGCUUACUUGUUGAUCGCUCAAGGUGGUGUUGAAUCUCCAUCCGCUACUGAAAUCAAGAACGUUCUUGAAGCCGUUGGUGUUGAAGCUGAAGACUCUAAGAUUCAAGCUUUGUUGACCUCUUUGGAAGGUAAGACCAUCCAAGAAUUGGUUGCUGAAGGUCAAACCAAGUUGGCUUCUGUCCCAGCUGGUGGUGCCUCUGGUGCUGCUGCUGCUUCUGGUGCUGCUGGCGCUUCUGCUGAAGAAGAAAAGGAAGAAGAAAAGGAAGAAGAAAAGGAAGAAUCUGACGAUGACAUGGGUUUCGGUCUAUUCGAUUAA